UUAUUUUAACUGAUAGUAAAAUGGGAUUACAAUAGCAAAUACAAAAAUGUGGGUGAAAAAUGAACAUGUUAACAUAUUAUUUCUCUCACCAUUUUCAGGGUUUCCAAAGGUUAUUGGCAUCAUUGAUGGUACACAAAUUAAGAUAAAGGGUCCAAAAGAAAAUGAAACUGACUUUGUGAACCGCAAAGGUUAUCAUUCAAUUAAUGUACAGAUGGUUUGUGAUGCUAGAUUCAGAAUUACUAACGUGGUGGCAAAGUGGCCUGGAAGUGUUCACGACAGCCGUAUUUUUAGGGAAUCUGAACUGUGCAGGAAAUUUGAGAAUGGGGAGAUAAACGGGCUUCUACUUGGCGACUCAGGGUAUCCAUGUCGACCAUACCUGAUGACGCCUUACCUAAACACACAAACAGCCGCUCAAGAGAGAUACAAUAUAGCAUUAACAAAAACAAGAGUGCUUAUUGAACAGACUUUUGGUGUGUUGAAAAGAAGGUUCCCUUGCCUAUCAUAUGGCCUGAGAACCGAAACUACGAGUGCGCCUCAAGUUACUGUGGCUUGUGUUGUGUUACAUAACUUUGGGAUGGAUAGAGGAGAUAUUUUAGAAAGAAUGGUAGACGAGCCUUUUGAGCCGCCCGAAGCUGAAGUAGACAUAAACCAGGCUGGGGCCCGUUGUAGGGAUGUAUUUGCAGCAACACAUUUUGCUUAAUGCCUAAAAACUCAUUUGCUUCCAGUAACAUGCUCAAAAAAAGUUAGGUAGGUAGGUAGGAAUUUUUUAUUUUAAUUUUUUUUAUUAAGGGAGACUUUUCUGAUAUUAUUUUUGUGUCAAAAAUGAAUACAAAUAAGGUUAUGCAUUUUGAGCAUAAGUAGUUGAAUUUUAACAUCACUGACCAUGUUUAAAGCUUAAAAAGAGCAGUUUUGCAUCUUUUUUUCGAAAAUUUGAAAAAAUUAUUCUCCAAGGCCAAAAAACAUUUAGGGUCGGGCCAAAAGAUUUGUGUAGGUUGGGAUACUGGAAACAAACACUUUUUUAUGCCUUAUAACAAAACACAUCACAUAUCUAUCAAAUUUUAUUUAAUGUUAAGGUAAUUAUGCAUGUUGUCUGUGCUGCAAUUUUUAACAGUGGCAUGCAGGUUUAGGUCUUCAUGCUAGAAGGAAUUUGACAUUUAUGUUGGUGUCCCUAUGUACAUGCCAAAACAAGGCCUUUAGUUAACGAUAGAUGUCCAGUGUCCUUUUUGAGUAUAUCUGAUAAACUGCAGUAUUGUUAUUUAAUACACAUUUUAAUUUAGAUGCACCAACAUUAUUGAAAGUCUUUUAACCCGAUUUGACAGAUAACAAGAGCAAGAUAACAAGAGCACCGCCAUGCGGGUGCUGAUGCUCAUCUGAUUUUCUUGUAUAUUAUAAAAUAGAAAUAUUGUCCUACCCAUGGUUUUCAAAGUCCAAAAAGGGUCAUACUUCUUACAAAAAGCAGGAUGGAGCUAUGUGUCUUACUGUAAAGGGUCAAAAAGCAGGAUGGAGCUAUGUUUCUUGCUGUAAAGGGUCAGCUUAU
Messenger RNA from Mercenaria mercenaria, 1537 nucleotides. RefSeq names its product putative nuclease HARBI1. Lineage: Eukaryota; Metazoa; Mollusca; Bivalvia; Venerida; Veneridae. The transcript has 4 exons. The record is from RefSeq and is a predicted model, not a curated record. Bases 47 to 700 code for a protein of 217 amino acids.